Messenger RNA from Aspergillus neoniger CBS 115656, 487 nucleotides. RefSeq lists its product as uncharacterized. NCBI's taxonomy places the organism in Eukaryota, Fungi, Ascomycota, Eurotiomycetes, Eurotiales, Aspergillaceae. The coding region runs from base 20 to 388 and encodes 122 amino acids. The transcript has a single exon. The record is from RefSeq and is a predicted model, not a curated record.
CGCAGUAGUUCGUGAAUGAAUGCGGAUGACAGGUCCAGACUCGGGCCGACUCACGCAGCCGAGCCCAGCCCAGGGCGAGUCACAAUGGCAAUCGGGGAAGGGAACAACGCAGAUGACAUCAUGGCUCUCAACGCAUCAGAUCGGGGAUCGGACUGGUAUCUUGCAAUGUCGUCAUAGCUCAAAAGAGUUCCUUGGAAAGGAGCGGCUGGCCAUCAGCCGCUUUUUGCUGGUUGGCGCCUCCACCCGGGUCGUGCCGAUGUGGGGUCUCUGUCUGUUGCUGUAUUUUUCGCUAGUUUUGACACCAAAAACCGUUACUGAAUUACGCUUGUCCAUUCCAUACCAACCAUACCGCAGUAUUCCAUACGGGAAACAACACCCGCAGAGGUAAAUUUCCGGCGAUGCUGCGGAUAGGGGCCCCUAAAUUCAACAUCACAUGGUGCGCGAACACGAACUUUGAUGAUUCUGAAGGCUGCAGUGUGGACUGUCA